AUGGCUCGCCGCCCCAUAUGGGUGGAGACCCCGGUUCGGCCACCCUAUCUUGGAAAGGGGGUGGCCGAACCACCCCCAUCACCACCACCCAUGUAUCCUCCUCGCCCUAGCCUCUUUCUGGUUUUGUUCUUGCUCGCUUCAACUUCCUACGGCUUCCUCUUCCAGAUCUGCUCUACAACCCACGAAGAUGAAGAAUUGGCUGUGGUUGUAGACCCAAACCUGAGGUUUGAGAACCCAAGAGCCGAAGCCACCCUAGUUCACUUGGCCGAAGUGAGAAAUUUCUACCACAACAGUAUCAUCAUCAACUGGGAGGGGUUAUUUCCGUGGCUCCCCAUCAAUUCUGAUGAAUUUUGUGUUCUUUGUUUUUGGAAAUGGCAGACGAACCUGACAAUAUGCGAGGGACGAGAGGGGACUGACUUUUCUGAUGGAGAUGUGUUGAUUUUCCCGGAUAUGAUCAAGUACAGGGGUUUGAAGGAAUCGGAAGUGGAUAGCUUUGUCGAGGAUGUUCUUGUUAACGGUAAUCUAUGGGCUUCGGGAGUGCCAGAGGUGUUGCCUGGUUCUCAUGUUUUUGUGUGCGCUCAUGGUAGUCGUGAUCGGAGGUGUGGUGUUUGUGGACCUGUUCUCAUUGAAAAGCUUAAUGAGGAGAUUGAGUUGCGUGGAUUAAAAGAUCAGCUGUUUGUUAAUCCAUGCUCACACAUUGGGGGCCACAAGUAUGCUGGGAAUGUGAUUAUCUACAGUCCAGGUCCAGAUGGGAAGAUUAUGGGUCAUUGGUAUGGCUAUGUUACUCCUGAUGAUGUGCCUGCAUUGCUUGAUCAGCAUAUUGGAAAGGGAGAGAUCAUAGAACGGCUUUGGAGAGGGCAAAUGGGGGCAGCUACCGAGGAAGGUGGAAAAGCGGAUGAACAGAAGCUUCCUAAUGGGGAUGCGAAGAAAAGCAAGAAGAAGAAGCACGAAGAAAACAGCACUGAGAGUAAUAAGGAUAAUGUGGCAGGCUGUUGCCAGGUUGGUAGUGGGUUUACUUGUUGCAAAGACGGAAGUUUGGAGCAGAGCAGUGUGGGUGAAGAAAAGAAGCUGAAAGAAACCAUAGCAGUGGAUGAAAAGAAGGGUCUGGGCAAAGUGUCAGGCUGGUUUGGAUCAUGGGAGCAAAGUGAUGUUCUCACAGCCGCUGCUGUGGUUGGAGCAGUGGCAACAGUUGCUGUGGCCUAUAGCUUUUACAGGAGGUCUGGGUGAAAUAUGCUCUAUUUGUUAUCCACGUGUUCAAGUUUUUUUGUGGGUCUGUAUACCCUGGUUUUUUGUAGGGAGAUGUGAUAAACAUCUAUAAAAUAAUCCUCUGAACAACAUGUGUUCCAUGGAGGGAAAACUAUAGGUAUAUGUUCUGCUUAGCAGGUGGGCAGAAUUACUAAAAGUUUUAGCAGAUUUAAAAGAUGAACAAUUUGUAUCCCCUUCUUGUAUUCGAUUCUGCUCAACCCAAAAUUGUUGUUUUAUUACUCUUGCUGACUGGGCUUGUUUAAUGUGCCAGAGAUGAUUCUAUGAUUUUAUUGGAUAGUUCCUAUACUAAUAGUGAAACCUUUUUUUUUUU
Messenger RNA from Corylus avellana, 1576 nucleotides. NCBI's taxonomy places the organism in Eukaryota, Viridiplantae, Streptophyta, Magnoliopsida, Fagales, Betulaceae. The record is from RefSeq and is a predicted model, not a curated record.